AUGAUGGACUGCCUGUGUCCAGCGACACGUACGCUGGCCUGUCGUGUGGUUUUGUUGGACGAAAGAGAAUUGAUGCAUGAGAUACAGGACAAUAACACGGGACAAGCGCUUCUGGAUGUUGUAUUCAGGCAUCUAGAUUUGCUGGAAACGGCAUACUUCGGGCUUCGAUACGUAGAUCCAGACAACCAGACGCACUGGCUUGAUGCUGGAAAACGACUUCGCCGCCAAUUGCGUGGCUCCGACACGCACACUUUCUACUUUGGCGUCAAGUUCUACGCCUCCGAUCCCUGCAAACUCUUGGAGGAAAUUACUCGGUACCAGUUAUUCUUGCAGCUGAAACAAGACGUAUUACGAGGUCGUCUUCCAGUCAACUUCGAACUUGCCGCCGAACUCGCAGCAUAUGUAUUACAGUCGGAAUUAGGCGACUAUGAUCCUCGUCGACAUACACUUGGCUACGUGUCAGAAUUUAGGCUGCUUGCUCAUCAAACACCUGAAUUCGAAGGAAGAGCUGCGGAUAUACACAGAACACUCACAGGUAUAUCACCAGCACAAGCGGAACUUAGUUACUUAGAUAAAGUGAAAUGGCUUGACAUGUAUGGUGUUGAUCUUCAUCCUGUUCUGGGCGAAGACAGCGUUGAGUACUUCUUGGGACUAGCGCCAAGUGGCCUGUUGCUCUUACGUGGAAAACAUACAGUCGCUACCUAUUACUGGCCGCGUGUAUCAAAACUUUAUUACAAAGGACGAUAUUUUAUGAUCCGCGUAGCAGAUAAAAAUAAUGACACAUCAACAUAUGGUUUUGAAUCCCCAACAAGAGCAGCUUGCCGGCAUUUGUGGCGGUGUUGUUCUGAUCAUCACACUUUCUUUCGCUUACAACAAACAUCACCCGCAUCAGCAGAUAUAUUUGCAUUAGGUUCAAGACUGAGAAAUAGUAGUCGAGCCGCAAGACCACGUCCUCCGCCUGCGUUCACACGAACACCCUCUCGAAGGAUUUCCCGUCCACUAACAUCUUAUUCUUCGUUACACGACGUGCCAAAGUUAGAAGAUUUGAGAAUAAAAGACUGCCCUCCUGAAGUUAAACAGCCUACCUCAGUGCACCGCCCUAAUUCUAUAAGCGGUGAAGGCCCUUGUGAGACUGUCGGUCCCGGCGGGUCACCCCGUUCAACUCGCUCGGCACCGACUCGACGUGGUCUAUAUUCGGCCUCACCAACUACUCACAGGCCGCCACCAGUGCCGAGACACCGUUCAGCUUCAGUAGAUUCUCAGAGUUCUAAUGACUCGAGGUCCAACCGCAAACACAGGCACCGCUCUCGAAGACAGCAGUCAGAUGCAGAGAGUGAACUGUCCCGUGGUUCCGGACGCUCUGGCCGCAGACAUCGCCGACACCGCUCUAGACACAAGCAGGAGUCCGGUUCAGAGAGAGAUGACUCACAACCGGACAACAAGGAAUACGAGCUUGUCGACUCGGAAUCUCAAUGGAAGGAAGUAUUAAGACAGACGUCAGCUGGAGGCAGCGUGCAAGUGGCAAAUGUUCGUCGUUCACAAAUGGAACCGGAGACGGGAACGCAUCGAUCUUCACAUAGGCCACGAAGACAUAAAAAACAUAGGUCACGAUCCCGUUCACCGAACGAAAAGAAGUGGCUACCAAAUGAAUUAAAGCAACACCUCGAAUUCUCUCUAGUGGAUACUACAGGAAUGACUGAGGAACAGCUGAAGGAGAUACCCUAUACUGUUGUGCAAACGAGCCAGGCUCGGCACACCAAACUAAGGACUUCAUCUAAACACAGACAGACGGAUCACGGUUCACUUGCAAGACGGGAGAAGAGCUCUUCGUCACACAAAAGUGACCACGACAACCACAAUCAAGGGUCUCUCAGAUCGAUAUCAAGUACACUCAGCACACAUAGAACUACCAAUGAAAAACAUGGAAGGCGUUUGUAUCCAAACUAUGAUGAUUCUGUUGGACGGAUCAGUGAAGAUUAUAUAGCUAACAAUGGAUAUAAAACUUCAGUGACGCCAAUACCUCAUAAUAACAAUCCGUAUAGUCCAGUAACAAACAGCAAUAGUAAUAGUUCCAGUGGAGAAUUGAUAGGAAGCGCAAGGGUAUCACACGAACAUACAGAUUCUGGAUUAGGCGCCGACCAGGAUUACGCGUAUUCCUCUGAGAGAUCCAGUGACAGUGCAAAAUGCGGCGGUGGAAGUUCCCAGGCCCCAGUGAGUAGGCAGUGGCGUGCUGGUGGGGGGAGUAUAGGGGGUGCGGGGUGCGGCGCGGGCGCGUUAACCCGCCGGCCGCCGGCCGCGCCGGGUCGCGCACGUCUCUCCGUGUCCGGCAGCCAGAGGUCGCUGCUGUCGGUCGCGAGUGACAGCGCCACGUCACGCCGCCCGCGCGACCUCGCGCCCCGCUGCUAUCCAAGCCCUGCGGACGAUGGCUUUUCUCUCUUCAGACAUGCUAGCAACAACAACAUAAUGGGCGAGAGCGGGUCUCUGGCGCGGCGGUAUGCUCGUCCGUCGAGGGAGUCGCGCGACUACAACGCGAACAUCGCGCGCACGCACUCUCGUCUCGCUCAUGCGCACGCGCACAUGCGACAUGACAACACACUCGACAUUAUAUUAAAACCUCUGAUAGAAAGCACGCACAUCAAUAUAGUUGAUUAUAAACGCUUCCAUUUGUUGACUGUCGGCACUCUUAAGAGUCGUGUUCAUCAAAGCAUACCAGCCUUGCUGGAGCAAGCGCCGGGAACAAUGGUUUAUCACAGCGAGAGACUAUUGAUGGGGCUGUGGACUUAUCGCUCCCCGGCGGAGUUGUUUUGCUUUUGA
Danaus chrysippus (African queen) is the source of this 2814-nucleotide messenger RNA. Lineage: Eukaryota; Metazoa; Arthropoda; Insecta; Lepidoptera; Nymphalidae. The record is from the annotation of a GenBank genome assembly.